AUGGGGUCACUACUGUUUAACGUAGCGCUCUUGGGCGGUGGCUUUGUGCUGGGCCGUGUACCAUUGUUGCCACUUGCAGCACAAGUUUUAGAUGAGCUUCAUUAUCUUUCUAUGUUACAUAAGAUGAUCGUCAUGACUCUCGUGUUUUUCGUAGUAGCAUUAUACGUGAUUGGUAUAUUGCUACCUCUGAGAUGGGUAGCAAAUAAUGAAGCGCAGAAAUCUGCUCAGCGACUGGAGCAGCCAGAGUCGACAUCGUUCCGACGAGAAAUACGACGUCGUGGUAGCUACAGUGUGGGAUACGUUAUCGAUAUCAAAUCUCAUGUGCUUGCUUGCUGUUAA
Peronospora belbahrii is the source of this 339-nucleotide messenger RNA. The record is from the annotation of a GenBank genome assembly. Lineage: Eukaryota; Oomycota; Peronosporomycetes; Peronosporales; Peronosporaceae.